Messenger RNA from Colletotrichum paranaense, 1617 nucleotides. Its product is annotated as peroxin-3. The coding region runs from base 1 to 1617 and encodes 538 amino acids. Gene Ontology annotation, molecular function: protein-macromolecule adaptor activity. Gene Ontology annotation, biological process: protein import into peroxisome membrane. Gene Ontology annotation, cellular component: peroxisomal membrane. Lineage: Eukaryota; Fungi; Ascomycota; Sordariomycetes; Glomerellales; Glomerellaceae. The transcript has 3 exons. The record is from RefSeq and is a predicted model, not a curated record.
AUGUUGGAAGCCACUCGGCGAUGGUUCCGCCGAAAUAGGACACCGCUCGCUGUGAGCGUGGGUGUAGUCGGCGCGGGCUAUGUCGUGUCGCAGUAUGUCAUGGGCAAGAUCAACGAUGCGCGUGAGCGCAUGAGCAGCGAUCGCAUCGCCAAGGAGAACCUCCGCCGCCGAUUCGAGCAAAACCAAGAAGACUGCACAUUUACUGUGCUCGCACUCCUCCCCUCCGCAACGACGAAUAUACUCGAGGUCAUGAACACGGAGAAGAUCACCUACGAGAUCCAGAAGAUGAAGGGUCAGACCAAGAGCCUCAAGAGCGGCAGCGGCAGCCCGCCGAGCAUCGCAGAUACUACCAUGACAGAAGACGACGGACGGAGCAUGGUCAGCAGCAGCGUUCAGAGCGAGAGCGGCGUGCACGCGAGCCAGUUGACGGUACCGGCCCCGACGUCGGCCGCCGCGGGAGGGGCCGCCGAGGGUGCGCAACAGGAUGGCGGCGCGGCGGCGCAGAAGAGUCGGAAGUCGAAGAGGCAGUUGUGGGAUGAUCUGACCAUCAGCUCCAUAACAAGAGCGUUCACGCUAUUAUACACCCUCGCAUUGCUGACGAUGCUGACAAGAGUCCAACUCAACCUCCUCGGCCGCCGUAGCUAUCUCUCGAGCGUUAUAUCCCUAGCGACUGGUACUGCCCAAGCGACUAUCAGUCUGGAGAACAAUGACGACGACGGCCUCGACCAGCCUUACGGCAACGACUUUGAGACGAACCGUCGCUACCUGACCUUUAGCUGGUGGCUCCUGAAUGAGGGGUGGAAAGAGCUCGGCCAGCGCGUCGAGACCGCCGUCCGCCAGGUCUUUGGCCACCUGAGCCCGCGCGACCUGCUCAGCUUCGAGCAGUUCUCGGAGCUGACGCUCGCGGUGCGCAAGGCCGUUGAGGGCGCCACGCCCGAAGAGCGCAGGGCCGCAAAGUGGCUGCCCUACCUCCUCCCGCCGCGGGACAAGGAGGACCACGUCCUCCGCGAGUCGGGCAUCCUGGAGGAGAGCACUGUGAUGCUGUCCGAGAGCGCCACGUCUCAGUCUUCGCCGUCAUCGUCGCCCGCAGUGAGAAGGCUGCUCGACGAGACGUCGGAUCUCAUCGAGUCGCCCUCCUUCACGCACGUGCUCACGCUCAUCCUCGAUGCCGGCUUCUCCCUGCUCGUGGAUAAGAAGCUCUCGUCAGCAGCCUUUGAUAAGCCGGACCUCGCCGAGUCGGAACCGCGCUCGUCGCAGGUGGUCGUACUCUUGCCCAAAAUCCUCUCGGUCCUCACGAGGCAAGCCCACAUCAUUGGCAACGGGAUGCCGAAUGAGUACCUACAGGAGAUGGAGCAGGUCGCCGACCUCGAGGGCUUUGCGGCCGUGGUGUACUCGAGCAAUUGGGAGAAUGAGAUCCACCACGACGACGAGGGCAUCAUGGCGAGCGCCGUUGACGUGAGGGCCAGCGAAGUGCCUCGCGCCAGCCAGGGUACUGCUGCAACUUUCCCAAGUCAGACGCAGGGGACGACGCAGGGCACCGGAGAGGAGAGCCUCGUGAUGGUGAACCCGCAGUCUAGCUUUGAGAGCGCGUGGGGGAGGGCGGUGGACAGCAAGUAG